This is a messenger RNA of Chondrus crispus (carragheen), 1140 nucleotides long. RefSeq lists its product as hypothetical. Gene Ontology annotation, molecular function: ubiquitin protein ligase activity. The record is from RefSeq and is a predicted model, not a curated record. The coding region runs from base 1 to 1140 and encodes 379 amino acids. Gene Ontology annotation, cellular component: nucleus; Fanconi anaemia nuclear complex. The transcript has a single exon. Lineage: Eukaryota; Rhodophyta; Florideophyceae; Gigartinales; Gigartinaceae. Gene Ontology annotation, biological process: interstrand cross-link repair; protein monoubiquitination.
AUGAUGCAAACACAAAUGUUACGUCGUAUGCUCGACGAUUUUCCCUGCAUGUCUCCGAGUGACGCCAGAUUUCAGCGUUUCCAUGGUUUCAUCACGAUAAGUGAGAGGGAGUUUCGCGUUUCAAUCUCCUCGGAUUGCACCUAUUUGUCAACCGACAAGUCUCUCAAGUCUAUUAUCUCGCCAUGCUUCCAGAAAGUCCGCGAACGUCUCAAGUUGGCUUUGAAUGCCCACGAGUUUCUACUCGAACUUCGUGACAUAGCUGAGCAUCAAAUCGAUGCAACAAGAACAGACAAGCAAUCUGUCGAAUUUGGACUGCCGCCGGCGCAGUUUUACGAGCAGCUUCUCACAGACAUAUCCCACAUGGGUUGGUCCUGUGUAGCUUCUAUGAGCGAGACUAUGCGCGCAUUGGAUCUAAUCACACGAGAUGCCGCCGGUCGAACGCACAGUCUAAAUGUCUCUCUGCCCGCUGACUACCCGAAAAAUCCCCCUAAAUGCGUGACAAACAUGCCCGUCGAGUUUGAAAUCCAAUGGGGGCGCGAUUCUACAUUGAUUUCUGUGCUUCGCCAAUUUGAAAAGCUUGUGGCGCAGUACCAAGACUUCUUCCGGACGAUGGAGGACUUGGACAAACACGCAUGGGUCCUUGAACCAGAAUAUCCGACUACCCGAGAGGUUUAUAGACGUGUUGCGCUUGGAAAAACUUGCUCCAUGCGUGUGGAGAUCGACCAUCGAGCGCCAUUGAAGAGCUUCCCUGAAAUUCGAUUUCUGGGGUCGGAGGCCGCCAUUGAGCCAUUCAAACAACGUUUAAACCAAAAUAUUCAACACUGGGAUAUGACGGGACAAUCGCUCGUGCGCCAGAAUUUGGAACGAGUUUUGGAAAUAACGUUGCCUCUACCAGUUGAUAAGAAUGCGGAAGAUGGCGAAGACAGCAUGCUUGAAUGCGGAAUAUGUUAUGCAUAUCGACUAGAGGAAUCGACACCAGACGUGACGUGCGACUUGGCGGAAUGCUCGAAACCAUAUCACAGAGGAUGUCUCGUAGAAUGGUUGCGGGCGUUACCUGGGACUAGGGAGAGCUUUGGGAUGAUUACAGGGAACUGUGUGUAUUGUGAAGAAAGCAUUUCCGUCGCUGUUUCAGCAGAUUGA